This is a messenger RNA of Chanos chanos (milkfish), 1737 nucleotides long. RefSeq names its product finTRIM family, member 86 (gene ftr86). The coding region runs from base 1 to 1737 and encodes 578 amino acids. The transcript has 8 exons. Lineage: Eukaryota; Metazoa; Chordata; Actinopteri; Gonorynchiformes; Chanidae. Gene Ontology annotation, molecular function: zinc ion binding; protein binding. The record is from RefSeq and is a predicted model, not a curated record.
AUGGCUACCUGGCCUCCAGAGGAAUUCGUCUGUUCGGUGUGUUUGGAAGUCCUGCGUGACCCUGCAACACUUCCCUGUGGACAUACCUACUGUCUAUUAUGCAUCCAGAAGCACUGGGACCAAGGGACAUCCAAGGGCGAGUGCUAUUGUCCCCAGUGCAGGCAGGUCUUCAACCCCAGGCCAACUCUGGCUCGGAGCACUGUGUUGAUGGAAGCCAUGGAGAAGCUGAGAGUGAGGGGAAAUGAUAGACCUCCUUCCCCUGUUUAUCUCACCGUCACCCCUUCUCCUCCCGUGUCUGUUCCUCUCGGUCCUCCUCCAGUGCCUGUCCGGCCUGAUUUGGCGGGUGGUGCUGAAGGAAGUACCUCAGAACAGUGUAGUUUGUAUCCCCAGUUACCUGUCAGCUCAACCAAGCUGUGCCCACUACACCAGCAGGUGCUGGAACUGUACUGCUGCAAUGAUAAGGAGCAUGUAUGUGAUGACUGCAGCCUACUUGGACACAAGGGUCAUCAGGUUGUCCGUCCAGAGGAGGAGAAGGCAGAGAAACAGCAAGAGCUUGUUCAGAUGCAAGCAACAAUACAAAAGAGUAUUCAGGACAGGGAGAAAAUCAUUCAGUUAUUACCUCAAGCUACACAGGCUUACAAGAACUCUAUGCAGGAGCUCCAGAGAGAAAAUAGAGAGCUAUUUGCUGAAUUGGUGAAAAGUCUGGCAUUGAUGGGCACCCAGGUGGAGGAACUCCUCAAUGUUCAUGAGGUGUCUGCAUGUACUCGUGCUGAGGGUCACAGCCAUGGACUUCGGCAGGAGAUCACGCAGCUACGGAGGCAGGAGGAGAUGCUGAAAGGGGUUGCUGGCAUGGAGGACUCAAUUAGCUUCCUGAAUGCUUUCUUCGGCAUAGCUCCCAUUGGUCAAGUUGGCGGUUCAGACUGGGGAAGUCCGUACCCUGUGUCGGUAAUACCUGGAGUGAGAGCAGCUAUGGGGGAAUUUAGAGAGGGGCUGCAGAACUUCUGCAGAGCACACCUAGCCAACAUGUUCAGGGCAGUGAAUGAUGCCACACCAGCAGCAGUGCCUAGUGAUCAGGCAUCCGCAGCAGAAUCAGCUUCUCUUAGCCCACAGACUCCCAAAGCUCAGACAUCACAAAGCUCAGUUCAAGUCAGAUCCAAACAGCCCCUAGAACCCAAAACCAGAGAAGAGAUGCUGAAAUUCCGCUUUGAGCCCACGCUGGAUGGAAAGACAGCGUUCCGUCAAAUCAAGCUGUCUGAUGGAGAUCGCAAAGCCACCUUCCGGGCCGAGAAUCAGAACUAUCCUGAGAAUCCUGAACGCUUCCUCUUCUGGAGACAGAUACUUUGCUUGGAACCUCUGGCUGGAAGCCCCUAUUACUGGGAGGUAGAAUGGACUGGACAGAAGGUGACAGUCGGUGUGACCUACAAAGACAUAGCACGAACACCGUCAGAUGACAGCUCCAGACUUGGCCAUAAUGAGCAGUCCUGGACCCUGUAUUGGACUGGGUCGGUCUUCUCCUUUUGGCAUGCUGGGAAAGAGACGCAGCUGAGUGGACCCAAAGCCCGGAGGAUCGGGGUCUACCUGGACCAACAGGAAGGCGUUCUUGCCUUCUACAGGGUUUCCCAUGGUCAUGCUGACCUUAUCCACUCCAUUUGUACAGACUUCACCGGGGCUCUCUUCCCUGGAUUCCGCUUUUGGUCUGGUGUGGGCUCCACCAUCACCAUCUGCCAGCUGGACUAG